Molecule: messenger RNA, 2655 nt
Organism: Chaetomium globosum CBS 148.51
Lineage: Eukaryota; Fungi; Ascomycota; Sordariomycetes; Sordariales; Chaetomiaceae
Exons: 5
Coding region: 1-2655 (884 amino acids)
Biological process (GO): septin cytoskeleton organization
Cellular component (GO): cytoplasm; endocytic vesicle; plasma membrane
Source: RefSeq, a predicted model, not a curated record
AUGGCCUCCGCCGACGACCUCUCCCGCGCCGAGUACCCGGGAAUGCUUGCGAACCUGCAACCCACCCAGGCCGUGCAAGCGCUGUCGGACCGGGUCAAGCGGAUCACAAGAGCCAACCAAGAGAUCGCAGAUUGGCUUCAGGAGCGCAGGAGAGUCGAAGAACAAUAUGUUGCUGGCCUCCGUAAACUGUUGGUCUACAAGGUGCCGAGCGCUGCAACGGAGCUUGGCAUCUUCCAGGCCCCAUGGGACAAGAUUCUCAGUUCUACCGACGGCAUUGCUGCCUCACACCAGCUGUUCGCCCAGCGCAUCGACAAAGACGUCGAGUUUUCCCUCCGGAACUUCCAGAAUAAGAAGGAGAUGCAGCACAUGCAAACCAUCAGCGCGAAUCUGAGUACAAUGGCCAAGGAACUGGAGGACGCUACCGAGAAGUCGGAAAAGCUCAGCAGGAAGGGAGGCAGGGCCAACGCGCAAAAGGUUGAUCAGGCCGCGGCAAGACUCGAGUCGGCGACCCAGACAUGGGAGUCACAAGCGCCCUUCAUCUACGAGACCCUCCAAGCUCUGGAUGAGCAACGGAUAAACCAUCUACGUGACGUCUUAACGCAAUUCGAGACCCACGAGAUUGACCAGGCGACACGGACCCAAGCCGCCGCGGAGGAAGUGCUCAACGUCAUGCUCGAGAUCAACACUGAGCAGGAGAUUCAAAACUUUGUGCAGAAAACCACUGCUGGGAAGCCAAAGAUCGAGAGGAAGUCGACAACGACACGGCAACCGACCCCUGUGACCCCAACCGCCGCACCCCCGAGCAUCACCGCGGACGACGUCAGUGAGCAUUCGGGCCAAAGGGAGAAUCCUCCUGAAUCAAAGCUGCGAAGUCGGAUUGGCACUAUGCUCGGCCGUCGGCGACAGAGUAUCCAUGGCGGCUUCGGCCAACUCGGCUCCCCUCCAAAGAGUCUCGGCUCCUUCUCACGUGGCAUCGGGAGCAGCCAUAGCCAGACGUUGUCUCCUCGGGCCUCAUCUCACAAUUUGGCCGACUCGCAGCACAGGCUACCGUCGCUGGCCGAGAGCCCAACAGCGGAACAAGGGCGGAGGUCCACCGCCGAGACCGAACCGGCGAAGAAGUCUCAUGAAGGCACAAACGGGGUUACUAGCGGGGAAGCAUCCAAGGACAACCAGACCUCACAACCGAGCCUCCUUAACGGAACCGCCGAAGACAUCUUUGACGCAAACCCGCCAUCCCAGCCACAGCAGAGCAAAGAUGAAUCGGGCAAGGAUGCCGAGGGUUUCACAAUACCACCAGAGAUGAAUGACCCCAUCUCCCAGGCGCAGCGAGAAGCGGUAGGCGAGGAAGGCGACCAUAUGUUCAAGUUGAACAUUCAAAACGAGCCUAUCCCUGAGGAAGACCAGGAUGCGAAACAAGCAGCCUUGUCCAGCGUUGCGAAUGCCCUGAACAUGGGAAUGCCGUCACGGAAGGCAGGGACCGUCCGGGGCCGGAGAGAUGUCCGGAACACUGUUUACAUGCCGUCUUUGCCAACGCAGGAGCUCUCUUCCGAGAAUCCUUUCCCGGUCUCGCCUUCAUUGCCAACGAGUGCGACGGUGCCAAAGCUCCCGCCAUCUAUGACGUUUUCUUCCGAGACAAGCCAUGCUUCGGAUACUCAGUCUAUCCGAUCCGGCACCUCGUUCGGCGGCACAUCGUCGUACAACAGUGUGGCCCGGUUGAAGCAUCCCGAGAUGCAUGGACCUUCAUACGGUCCCGGGUUACACUCCUCCAUCAUCGAGACCGUGUCUGCUACUUUCCAAGAUGGGGAACCAAACUCGGUUAAGGUCACUGGCGAGAUCGCGCUCGCCUAUGUGCCCGACCCCGAUGCCCCCUUUGCAGGUAAUACUCCCCCACCAGCUGGCAAUUGGCGCAAGCUCACCGUUGCAGACCAUGAAACGAUUCGUCUCAAUAAAUUCCCUCUCCUCGAAUCCAUUGGACCCAACCGCGUUUUCGUAACAAACACCACCGCCCCCGACGAAUUCUCGAUUGACCUGUCCCACCUCAACACCACCACCAGCGCCUUCACCUACCGCGUACAUGCCGACUCGGACACGGCCCUGGUAUCUCAAUGCCCCAUUGCGAUCCACCCCGUCUGGAAGCCCCAAGCCGACAAGCUUGGCCUCCUCUUGCAGUACCGUCUGAACCCGUCCUGUGCCUUCCCCCGGCCCGUCACGCUAUCCAACGUCGUCUUCGUCGCUACCUACGAGGGCGCUCGUGCAAGUGGCGUGCAGACCAAGCCCUCGGGGACCCACCUCAAGGACAAGCACAUUGUGUACUGGCGGCUCGGGGAUGUCACGCUGACGGACGACUGGGCUAAGAUCAUCUGUCGCGUCAUCGGCGAGCAGAACGCGGAGCCGAUGCCGGGCAAGGUGGAGGUCAGGUGGGAGUGGGCGCCUCCGGCUAAUAGCAGUGCGGACGCGGGCAGUGGGAUCUCGGUUGCAAGGCUGUUGCCUGAGGGGAAGGGUAAGGGCAAGGCGGUCGAAGUGGAGGACGAGGAUCCGUUUGCGGAUGCCACCUCGCCGCCGGCGUCGCCGGAUCUUGCGGCGGAGCAAGGGAGAGCGUGGGCCGAAGUACCGGUUGUGAGGAGGCUAGUUGGGGGGAAGUACGAGUCGAAAUAA